Pectinophora gossypiella (pink bollworm) is the source of this 3480-nucleotide messenger RNA. RefSeq lists its product as uncharacterized. Bases 921 to 2093 code for a protein of 390 amino acids. NCBI's taxonomy places the organism in Eukaryota, Metazoa, Arthropoda, Insecta, Lepidoptera, Gelechiidae. The transcript is spliced from 2 exons. The record is from RefSeq and is a predicted model, not a curated record.
CGCGCACCUCAUGACGUCAGCCAGCGCGGCGCGGGAGCGAGCGCUGCCGCCGCGCCGCUAACACAUUCGCCUUGACCAUCGUACGACGCGCACACCGCGCGCGCAUACUUUGUACUUGCCUACUUUAUACUUACAUACUUACGAGCAUUAAAUAGUGUUAUACACUUCAUCUAAGGCAUUUUUAUUAAUAGUGUUCUCAAGAACAUUUUGGCGCCCCCGGGUGGGCACGAGUCGCUUUAUUUCUAAAUUCACGACGUCGUCGCGCCGCCAUUUACGCGUCAUCGCGCUGCGCCACGUUGCGCACACCGCCUCGCCACGUACGUCUUCGCGUUCAAGACCAUCUGGGCAUGAAAAGGAUUCCGGUACAACCACCUACAUUCUCGCCGCAUCGCAGACUCGACCACCAGCCCAGCCUGCAGGACAGUGGGGUUUCCAAGUCGUAGAGGACCCGUGGUGUGGACCUUACAAGACAAAGGAAGACCAGCGCAUCGCAUCGUACACUGCCAAGGAGCGUGCCAUGAGCUAGUCCAUUCUUUUUCAUCCUAUUUACCUAAUUACCUCAAUUUGUGUGACUGAGGCAAACAGCAGUGUAUGUAUCCUACUAAGCUAUUAUCUUCUUUUACAAAGUGAGAAUCGAAGUAGCUGCGCCGCUUCCGUCGCUUGCGCGCUCGGACAACCGGUUCGCGUAAUCAACGGGACAAUCAGCUGUGCGAUAAGGAACAAGGAGCGUAAGCCGUUAGCGAUUAUCUACUUCAUAUAACAUUUUUUACAUCAAUUUGCAACAUAAGGGAGUUAAUUCAUUGAUUGUGCCGCACUGCUGUACUCACAUACCUUACAGGGUAGGCAGGAGGUAACUUGUUUGUUAUUUAUCAGGAUUUAUCGUGUAGUAUUAUUGUUCACGGACACCCGUAAAUCUAAACAUGGCUGAACCUUCUAGUAAAUUAUCUCCUUUACUGAUUCCAUCUACGAAUGAACUAAAAGAGCUAAAAACUAAGCGUAGUUCUAUUAAAGGUCAAAUAACCAUAUUUGGAAAUUAUCUUACAAAUAUAAAAGGGUGCUCCACAUUAACUGAUACGCAGAUCAAUGAAUUAACUUUGAAAUUAUCUAAAAUUUCAGAGCUUGGUACUAGGUUUGAAGACAUACAAACCCGCAUAGAAGUCUUGAAUGAUACAAGCCUUGAUGAUGAACUGUUAGAAAGAAAUAAUAUUGAAAGCAAACUUCAUUUUCAUUUUGCCAGCGCUCAAUCGAUACUUGAAAAAUGCAAACCUAAAGACUUACCUAAAGAUUUGGAUAAACCGUCCCCACCUUCCGAAGGGUCUCAUUGUAGUGGUCAUACUUCUUGUAAUGGUCCGAUGAGUUUCAAGUUGCCACAAAUUCAAAUACAUAAGUUCGACGGGGCUUAUUUUAAAUGGUUAGAAUUUCGAGAUACAUAUCGGUCAUUAAUUCAUGAAAAUGAAAAUAUAAAACCUAUUCAUAAAUUUCACUACUUGAACUCUUAUCUCGAGGGUGAAGCAGCACGCGUCGUUUCCAACCUUGAGAUAUCAGCUGACAACUACUCUGAGGCCUGGGAUCUUUUAUGUAAAAGGUAUAAUAACAAACGUCAAUUGAUAACUAACCAUCUCAAUUCCUUGCUUAAUAUUGAUACUCAACGUGAUCGCGACUCUGAUAAAUCAUUGCGCUUCCUAAGUGAUCACAUAACAAAAAACUUAAGGGCUUUAAAUACACUUGGCUUGCCUACCGAUAAGUGGGAUGCCAUUAUAAUACACAUAGUAGCUUCUAAAUUAGAUAACAUUACAAAAUUGAAAUGGGAGGAGCAUAGAAGCACACUAAGUGACUUGCCCACUCUUACUGAAUUUAAAUCGUUCUUAAAAUCACGUGCAGACGUUUUGGAAACGUUAUUUCGUUCAAGAAAGGAUUUUAAGCCGCCUACUAACAACCGUCACGCCUCAUUUAAACCUGAAACAAAGGCUUUCGUGGUUUCAGCUAACAAUAACACCGCGCCUCCGCGGCCGUGCGUCGUGUGCCAGGCAGAGCAUCGCAUUUUUGACUGCGGUGUAUUCAAGGCCCUCUCCACUGACGAUAAGUGGGGUUAGGUCGCGAAGCUCCGGCUCUGCCACAACUGCUUGCGACCAGACCACGACGCUCGCCACUGCCGCCUGGGCGGCUGCCGUGUGUGUAAGAGGCGUCACAACACCGUACUGCACAAACAUAACACUAACACUUCACCUCACACUGCUUCUUCUAGCCGCACUCAUGCCACUGAAGGGCUUGAUGCUGGCACGUCUUCCUCAUCUUCUUCUGCUACUGUUAUGACGGUGGUAUCCGCCUCUGAAGUGUUAUUGUCUACAGCCUUAAUUAACAUCGUUAAUCCAAAAACCGGCAAGACUGAAUCGGCAAGGGCUUUGCUUGACAGCGGGAGCCAGUCUUCCUUUAUUACGACCGAUUUAAGAUUGCGGCUUCAACUGGCUUCUGAACCUUGUAGCCCUACAAGCAUCCUAGGUAUAGGCGAUACCUCUGUUGACGUCAUUCCCGAGCGCUGCUUUGCACAGAUUAAGUCUAAACAUGGGACAUUCACGCGCUUACAAGACUUCUUAGUACUACCACAAAUAACUCAUAAACUUCCUAAACAUCAUAUAAACACUCAUCAUCUUAACAUACCAUCAUCCAUCAUCCUUGCAGAUCCUUCAUUCAAUCAUCCAUCAUCAAUAGAUGUUCUUUUGGGAGCUGACAUUUUCUGGCAUAUUAUUGGCUCAGAGCAGCGACCCCUUAGUCAUGCACAUAACCUUCCUAUCCUGCAUAAAUAAAUCGCAGCUGGGUUGGUUAAUAGCAGGGCCUAUUUCAUUAAUUAACGCACGUAAUACUGAAUCCCUUCAUUGUAAUCUUUCAACACAAGACAGUUAUAACGAUUUAAACGCACAGCUCACUAAGUUUUGGGAUUACGAGGACUUUCCUAGUCCUAACCAAUGUAAAUCUAAUAUAGUAACUGAAAGUGAAAAACAUUUCACUGCCAAUACCUACCGUCAACAAGAUGGAAGGUUUUGUGUCAGACUUCCACUACUAGAUACUCCGGAUUGCCUCGGAGAGUCAUAUUUUAUAGCCAAACGGCAAUUUACUAAUUUAGAAAAACGUUUUCGAACAAAUCCUGAGCUAAAGCGUAUGUAUUCGGACUUUAUUACCGAAUAUCAUGAUCUAGGACAUCUAUCUGAUUCUAUCAUACACAAACCUCACACAUCAUACUUCCUACCGCACCAUGCCGUUUUGAAGGAGAAUAGCGAGUCAACGAAACUUCGGGUCGUUUUCAAUGCAUCUUCUCGAACUUCAUCUGGUUUCUCCAUCAACGACCUGCAAAUGAUUGGCCCUAAUAUACAGGAUUCAUUAUUUAACAUAUUGCUUCGUUUUCGAAAUUACAGAUAUAUACUGUCGGGUGACAUAGAGAAGCAAUAUAGACAAAUUGUUAUGAAUGAACUUGAUAGGGAUUUA